GUUUAAGUAUGUGUUUGUUCACAAAGGAGAAGAAGACACGGUCAGACAAAACCAGCUUGAUAAAUCAGACUGUGCACCGUUUUCAUUCCAAAGCGACCUGAAACCAACACGCUGCCAUUGCCUAUGCCUGGCACAGGCUCUCUAAAGGACACAGUGUUUGCCAUUUUAACCCAGACCAACGCUGCUGAGUUCCCGCUCUGCAACACCCAGGACAGCAGACCAAAACACCAUGGGAAAUGAUACAACAGACUUCACCGACUUGCCAUAUACAACAGAAUUUGACUAUGGUGAUUCGAUACCAUGCAUGGGAACUGAGGAAAAGCACUUUGCAGCAAAACUUUUGCCACCACUUUAUUCUUUAGUAGUGAUAUUUGGCCUGACAGGCAACAUGCUUGUUAUCCUUAUCCUGGUAAAAUAUAAGAGGUUGAAGAGUAUGACUGACAUCUACCUGCUCAACUUGGCAGUUUCCGAUCUGCUGUUUGUAUUUUCUCUCCCUUUUUGGGCUUAUUACGCAGUUCACGACUGGAUUUUUGGGGAGGCACUGUGUCGAAUUCUCUCAGGUGUCUACCUCCUUGGCUUCUACAGUGGCAUCUUUUUCAUAAUCCUGUUGACUCUGGACAGGUACCUGGCCAUAGUGCACGCGGUGUUUGCUUUAAAAGCCAGGACAGUUGCUUACGGCACCCUCACCAGCAUCAUCACCUGGGCUGUUGCUGUUUUAGCUUCUGUUCCUGGGGUAGUAUUUCAAAAAACUCAGAAGGAGGGUUUACGUUAUACUUGCAGUGCUCAUUAUCCAAGUGAUUCCACAAUAAAUUGGAAGUACUCUUUUAUUUUAAAGAUGAACAUUCUGGGACUUAUUGUUCCAAUGCUCAUUAUGAUCUUCAGUUACUCACAAAUUCUUAAAACAUUAUUGAGAUCUAAGAGUGAGAAAAAACAGAAGGCAGUCAGACUUAUUUUUGUGAUCAUGAUCUUUUACUUCAUCUUCUGGACACCAUUCCAUAUUUCUUCUUUUUUGCAUACAUUUCAAGGUUCACUUUUCACUCCAAAUUGUGAUACCAAAGGCCAACUGGAGAAAGCAAUCCAAGUGACAGAAACAAUAUCAAUGAUCCACUGCUGUAUCAAUCCUGUGAUCUAUGCAUUUGUUGGAGAAAAAUUUAGGAAAUAUCUUCAUGCCUUUUUCCGAAAGUAUGUUGCAGCUCACCUUUGCAAAAAGUGUCCAAGUCUUUAUCAGGAAAAAUUAGAAAGAGUCAGUUCCACGUUCACAGCAUCCACUGCAGAGCACGACAUCUCUACUGGACUGUAAAAUUACAUCAGAACAUUAGUUAGUAAAUGUUGGACCACUUGCUUUGCCUUAAGGACUGCUUGAUGUUAUUUAAGAUCUUUAUGUCGACCACUACUGAAAACUGUACGACCCUCAAUUCUUGUGGUUAACUGUUCCCUGGGAUUACAGCAUUUUCCAUUGUUAAACUAAGAGAAUCAAUGAGUUCUCCAGGAAAUAUUAAUAGCAUAGCUGUAGCACAUCAAGAUUUGAAUGGUACCCAGAAUAGUAUGAUUCUGUUU
Messenger RNA from Neopelma chrysocephalum (saffron-crested tyrant-manakin), 1557 nucleotides. RefSeq names its product C-C chemokine receptor type 5-like. Gene Ontology annotation, molecular function: C-C chemokine receptor activity. Gene Ontology annotation, cellular component: membrane; cytoplasm. Lineage: Eukaryota; Metazoa; Chordata; Aves; Passeriformes; Pipridae. Bases 230 to 1300 code for a protein of 356 amino acids. The transcript has 3 exons. The record is from RefSeq and is a predicted model, not a curated record. Gene Ontology annotation, biological process: inflammatory response; G protein-coupled receptor signaling pathway; immune response.